Molecule: messenger RNA, 3106 nt
Organism: Coregonus sp. 'balchen'
Lineage: Eukaryota; Metazoa; Chordata; Actinopteri; Salmoniformes; Salmonidae
Source: the annotation of a GenBank genome assembly
AUGGGUGUGGAGGAUUGGGAAAGCAAAUACAAAGUGCAGGGGAGAAAUCAGCUGAGCGAGUUCCUGGACAAGGAAGAGAAUCAUUGGGCUGAGGACGAUGUUAUUCUCCGCAUGGGGAGAGCUCUCACUGAGCCCUCAGGCAGCUCAAUUUGCCAAAGCACACAGCGCAGUGGCAUCCUACCUGCCACCUACCCAGUGGGCUAUGAUACUAUCGAUCGGCGGCGGAGAAAAAAGAUCCGGGAUCCAGGAGGGCUGGCCUUCUCAGAGGCGGAGAAACUCACAGACGACCCUUUUCCCCCUGACCUUGCACUCCUCCGCCAGAAGAGAGGGGAGCUGGUGCUGCGGCAGGUGGCAGAGAUCGAGGAAGAGGAGGAGCAGAUGACACCAUGCCUCAAGCCAUACAAGAAUGGACUUCUUUACAAGACUAGGAUGUGGGCCAAAAACAAGCUGGGGGACACCUUGGAGAACUAUGUGGCGUAUCAGGAGGAGGAAGCUGCAAGAAUGAGGAAAGGUUUGCCGUACGAUUUAGAGGAGGAGCUGCAGUACUCCAUGGGAUCAGAGGAGGAGCUAGAGGAAAUUGCCUCCUUAGCGGAGGCCAUUCACUCUGAGAAUGGGAGGGGCCAUGGCCAAGGCAGGUAUGCUUCAUCCCAUGGAGGUCACAUAGACAAGUAUCAGAGUUAUCUGGUUAAGAAGAGUGGAAAGGGGAAAAUGGGAGGAUGGGCUCCUGAAGCAAUGCUGUCUCCAGUGGAGGAACCAAGUGACGAGUAUGUAGAUCCCAUGGAUGAGCUCCAGUGCCUAGUGGAAACAGUAUCAGAGUACCUGGCUGAAAAAGAGGAGGAAAUAAGCAAGUAUGGGUCCCUUCCCAAGUCAUCCAAGUCAAGGUUAUCUUCCCAGGGCAGCGUAAGAACAGAAUCUACUGGAGAGGACCCAAGGACCCCUAGGGAUGUCAAGGAAGAGACCCAGACAGAGGAUCCACCUGAACCAGGAAUAUCUGGAGUGAAACAUGCUAUGAGUUCAUUAUUCAGUUCCUUCACAGACAAGGUUAGUUCAUCCCCCAAGCAGCCCAGCUCUGGUUCUGCAGAAACUAAAGAAGUACCACCUGCACCAUCUUCUCAAUCUGGUAUAUCUAAGCUAUUUUCUUUAAUUCCAAAAUCCACCAGCCCUGCUCCUGCUCGUGUAGCUGUUGUAUCUCCUACAGCUCACCCCAACAGAACAUUUUCCUUCAAUUUGCCUUCCCAGUCUGAUGCCAAGACACAAGUCCAGAAUCAAGACACGCCAGCCAUGCGAACAGAGAUAUAUAGUACGAGUGAUAAAGUUCAGGACUCUGCAACAAAGCCACAAACAUCCGCAGUCACUUCAGUUGUUGAGAAAAUUAGUUUUGGUAAAAAACAAUCUGGUGAAGAGGUAGUGAACUCCACAGAGGGAAAACAAUUCCCAGGGAGAAGUGGCUCAAGAGAGGGCUCUCAAAAUCUUGCAAACUGGGAUGAGAAACGUAUCCAGCAAGGUGAACAGUCAAUGGCUGUGGGAGGAGGGAGAGGACUUGAUAAUUCUAGAAAUGUACCCCAAAAUAAACAAUUUGUUAAUACACAAGGAAAAGUUGUGCAUGUGAGACCUGACUCUAUGACUGCCUCUCAGCAAAAUGUGCCUACUUCAGUGGGUGGGAAGUCCAUUAGCCAACCAGAACCAGCAAGUUCAGGGUUCUUUAGCCCUUUCAAGAAAUCGUUCAGCUCAUUGAUUGCACCAGUUAACCCUGUUCCCCCGCAGGGCCCUCCACCUGUUGCAGUGUAUCCUGUAUUUGGGUCAGCACCAGAUAUUACAUCAGAGAAGCCUGUGGAGGAGCCAUCUUUAGGCAGUAAGCUAAAACUUCAGUUUCUCUCCUCUGACUCUUCCCAACAGCCUCCAAAAGCAUCAGGAGGAGGAAUGUUCUCUGGGUUCAUGAAAUUUAAUGAUGUCAGUGCUUCCAAACCCCCAGAAAAUCUCAGUCAGCAACAGGCCCGGAAUCGCCAAUUGCCCCCAGUUCCACAUCAGCAGCAUAUGCAGCAACCUCAAAGGCCACCACCAAUGUCUCUUGGGACGCAGCAAGCUCCUCCUGAACCUCAAGGUUUUUUUACAGGUCUUUUUAAAGGGGCCACUGAGGAUACAUCUAAGGUUGGCUCCAAUCAGCCCCAGCAAGGAGGGCUGUUGUCAGGACUUCUUAAAUUUGGCUCUGGAGGUGACUUAUCUGGGAACCCACCACCACAGCAAGUUCCCCCAAACAGUCAACCUCCUAGUGCCAGUAAUCCUCAACAGUUCCCUCCUCAACCUCCCCCACAACAAAGUGCACCACCUCCUUCUCAGCCUGGGGGUAUUCUCACAGGGUUACUGAGGUUUUCCUCUGCAGAAAACCUUUCACCUAAUGUACAACCUCCCCAGGGCCAACAGCAAGGGGCUUUCCCUAGCAAUCACCCCAGUCAGAAACAAGCACCAAGCCCAUCCCAACAGCCACCCUCUCAACAAGCACCUCCUCAACAAGGAGGUAUUUUCUCUGGGUUGUUUAAAUUGGGUUCCUCUGAUAAUGUUUUGAGCACCCAAACAACUCCACUCCAGCAGCAACAACUGCCUUCUGGUGGUCCUUGUAAUCAGCAGAACGUAAACCAACAGAAUAUACAAGGGCCAAACCGUGGUCCACUGAGGGACCAGGCUUUUCUAGACAACAAAUCAGGCUUCUCUAGACAACACACAGUUCCGAAACCUGCACAACAAGGUGGUCUCCUUUCUGGACUUUUUAAGUUUGCUUCUGCAGACAAUGUAUCUACUAAUCAGUCCCCAAUACCUCAGACACAUUCUGAAGCUCCUCUCAAUCAACCUAGACAGCAGUACCCAAACAGGCAGAAUGUGCCGUUGCAAAACCAAAAUCAACCAACUCAACAGCCUAGUCAACAGGUACAAAGCCAAAAUCGACCAACUCAACAGCCUAGUCAACAGGUACAAAGCCAAAAUCAACCAACUCAACAGCCUAGUCAAUCCACUGGUCUGCUAUCUGGGCUAUUCAAAAAAUCUUCCACAGAAAAUGUGCCUCAGCAGCAGCAGUCGCCACCAAUCAGCCAAGAAAGACAGCAACAUGUAA